AUGCUCCAAGUGACUAAAAUGUCAAUUGCCACAUUUCUUUUUGGUAUAGUCUUGUUUUUCGCCAGAGAUCCGAGAAGUAUUGAAAACGUUGCGAUCUAUGGUAAAGUCACCUGUGAUGGGAAUCCUGUGGAGGGCGUGCAAAUUCUGAUGGUUGAUGAUAAUAGUGAGUUAUUUUGUCGGAUUUUCCUCAAUCUAUACCUUUCCAGUCUGGAUGUUUGAUCAUAUAUUAACCUUUCGAAGCACAAAUAAGAAUGGGAAAUAUCGAUUGUUCGGAAAUCCGCAUGAUAAAGAUCUCAACCUUCUUCUGAUCGUUGAACAUAGUUGUCAUGAGAAUCGUAACAUCAAGACUAGAGAACUUAUCGAAUCCUAUUCGCAAUACAGAAUCCCGCUUCAUACUUUAGAAGAGCAUGGUUUCGAUUAUGAAUUCAAUAUUGAACUUCGCAAUAACCACGGUGUUCAUAGUUCGAAACCUGGAUUGUAUGCUUGGAGAGCUGCAGCGGAUAUCAAAACGUGAGUUUCUGCGACGUAAUUUCAAAAUUCUGAUAAUAUUUCUGCAGGGUUGCUUCAGACUCUGCCGAAUAUUUGAAAAAUGCCUUCUUUUGA
Caenorhabditis angaria is the source of this 603-nucleotide messenger RNA. NCBI's taxonomy places the organism in Eukaryota, Metazoa, Nematoda, Chromadorea, Rhabditida, Rhabditidae. The record is from the annotation of a GenBank genome assembly.